CCCGGGCUACUGGUGUCUGUCCCCUGCAGCCGGCCGGAGCUGCGAGAGCCCAGCCGGGCCUGGCUCCGGCGGCGGCCGCGGCUCCUUCUUGCUCCCCUCGACCGGGGCGUCCUCGGCGGCAGUGCCGGGGGUGGCUCAGGGCAGCUCAGGAGGAACACCCCCUCUACAGCGACUAACACGGCAGGAGAACACCCCGAUUCCACCGUGAGGCAGUUACCGCGCAGUGGUCCCCAGCUCACGCUCUGGCGGCAUAUUGGGAACACUCUGCUGGUCCAGGCAGGCGACAUGCCAGUGCUUUUAGCGAUGUCCCUGCCUCUGACUCAGAAGCCAUGGAGGAGAUAAGGUAGCCCCCGUCCCUGGGUCGGAUCGGAUGGGGAAGCCCAGUUCAAUGGAUGCAAAAUACAAGGAUGACUUAUUUCGGAAGUACGUGCAGUUCCAUGAAGGCAAAGUGGACCCCACCCCCAGCAAGCAGCGGCCUGGCAGUGAUGAGUCCCUGCGGGUGGCAGCCUCGACCCUGCUCAGCCUGCACAAGGUGGAUCCCUUUUAUCGAUUCCGGCUGAUCCAGUUCUAUGAGGUGGUGGAGAGCUCCCUGCGCUCCCUGAGCUCCUCCAGUCUGCGGGCUCUGCACUGUGCCUUCAGUGUGCUCGAAACGGUGGGUGUCAACCUUUUCCUCUACCCGUGGAAGAAGGAAUUCAGAAGCAUCAAGACCUACACGGGCCCCUUUGUUUAUUACGUCAAGUCCACAUUACUGGAAGAGGACAUCCGAGCCAUCCUGAAUUACAUGGGCUACGUGCCCGAGCUGGGGACUGCGUACAAGCUCAAAGAGCUGGUAGAGACCCUCCAAGUGAAGAUGGUCUCCUUUGAACUCUUUCUGGCCAAGGUGGAGUGUGAACAGAUGCUGGAAAUCCACUCCCAAGUCAAGGACAAAGGCUACUCUGAGCUGGACGUGGUGAGCGAGCGCAAGAGCAGCGCGGAGGACGUGCGAGGCUGCUCAGAUGCCCUACGGCGGCGGGCCGAGGGCCGGGAGCACCUGACGACCUCCAUGGCCCGCGUGGUGCUCCAGAAGUCGGCCAGCGAGCGGGCAGCCAAGGACUACUACAAGCCCCGUGUGACCAAGCCCUCAAGGUCGGUGGACACCUAUGACAAUUACUGGGAGAGCCGGAAGCCGCCCCUGAAGACCUCGUUGAGCCUGCGGAAGGAGCCUGUGGCAGCGGACGUGGGGGACGACCUCAAGGACGAGAUCAUCCGCCCGUCGCCCUCGCUCCUGACCAUGUCCAGCUCCCCCCACGGCAGCCCGGAUGACCUGCCAUCCUCCUCCCCCAACAAUGGCCUUGGCUUGCUGCGUGGCACGUACUUCUCCGCUCAGGAGGAUGUGGAUCUGUACACAGACUCGGAGCCCAGGGCCACGUACCGGAGGCAGGAUGCCCUGCGGCCAGAUGUCUGGCUGGUCCGAAGUGACGCCCACCCCAUCUACCACAAGCGCUCGCCCCCCGCCAAAGAGUCCGCCCUCUCCAAGUGCCAAAACUGCGGUCUGUCCUGCAGCUCCUCCCUCUGCCAGCGCUGCGACAGCCUGCUCGCCUGCUCCCCGGCCUCCAAGCCCGGCGGCUUCCCCAGCAAGGCCUCCGCCCACGACAGCCUGGCCCACGGGUCAUCUCUGCGGGAGAAGUACGCAGGCCAGACGCAGGGCCUCGACCGGCCGCCGCACCUCCACUCGAAAUCGAAGCCCUCCCCUGCAGCCACCUCCCGCUGUGGCUUCUGUGACCGCCCGGGGGCCGCCAACACCUGCACCCAGUGUUCGAAAGCCUCCUGUGACGCCUGCCUCAGCACCUACCAUUACGACCCCUGCUGCAAAAAGAGUGAGCUGCACAAGUUCAUGCCCAACAACCAGCUGAACUACAAGUCCGCCCCGUUCUCCCAUCUCGUGUACAGAUAGACUCGACCUUGCGCCUCCCUGCUACAAGGGCUACACCGCUGACCUUUCUGGUUUCAUGGGGAAGAAAUGUUAACGCGUUGAUCUCAGAAGCAGAGGCCUGCGCUUGACCACGUGGUUGGGGGGUGUGGAUCGUGUGUCCGGCUUCCCCACCUGGGAGUUCCCGUAUCGACUCAGAUAUGUCAUCUGAUGGUUGCUUUGCCACCUGGCAAGAGAGACGGGUGGCACUUGCAUUCAGAUUCAUUUUUGCUAAUCACUCCCUGGUCCAUUCUUUUGUUUUUGUCUCUCAAAGAGGAUUUUUCUGUCUCUGGGACUCUUGCCAUGCCGACUGCUCCCAUGGCAAAGCCAACUUGGACUGGGAAGGACCCUCCAGGUCCCCUCCAAACGCCCACCUGGAGUGGUGAGCUAGAGGCCUGUUGGCUUGUGAAAUGAGCCCUCCUGCCACACCGGGCCUCAUCCACUGGCUCAUCCCUCCACCACCCUUUCCCAAACACGAGGAUCCCCGGCGGCAGCCCCCCCACCCAACUUCCCUGCCUCUCCACGUAUCGAAGGUGACCCGAGUCCAGGAUUCGCAUAAUGUCAUCCUGUUGCCUUCACAGCUCAGUUCAGCCUUGGGGUUUGUGAAGUUGGCUCUAGCGCUCUGAAGGGUGGACCUUCCACACUGGGACUGACUUUUCCCCGCUUCCUGUUGUUUGCACAUGCCUCUCUUACUCUACUGUAAAUAGAUAUUUUGAGAUUUAUUUUUAAAUAAAUAUUCAACUUGCUGUGUGUUUCAAAGUGGUUAAAACAUUAACGAUGUAGCUAUUUAUAAAAAUGCCCCGGGUUCUUUAGUCUUCCAAGGGAGGGGCUCAUGCCCUUCCAUCUUGUAUCCUCCACUCGCCACAGCCCGAGGGUAGAGUGGAGAUUGUAGGGGCAGAGGAGGAACAGAGAUGAUGUCCCCUGAGUUGGUGGAGAGCCACUGUCUUCCCUACAAUAAAUUUCUAACACCUACCUCCAGUGUGCACUUAGGGGGGUUAGUCCGGGCCGAGAGGUCUGUGCGCCUGCAGACUGUGACAACCUAGUGACAAUUCAGGAACCUCACCCUGUGGAUCUCCAGCCUGGUCUUUGCCGCUUGCUGAGCGUGAACCUUGCACUCCAAACUUCUUGAGUCUCAAUUCAGAAGGAAAAUCGUUUGGGAUUCCCACCACCCCUCUAUCUCAGUCCUCUUCUCUUCACCUGUUUCCAGGAUUCCUCUGCAACAUUUGUGACCUUUUUGCACUAAAAGUGGGCAGGAGCCGGCGUGCGCCCAUCAGACAGAUGUGUCCUGAGAUUCUUAGCUGAGCCUCAGCGCUUCUAAACCCGAAGGCCUCUUAAACUCCUCAUGUGAAUUGCUGACCCCGGAUUUCCUUUUGGGGUGCAGAGCAGGAGUGGGGCAAGAAUUUGAAAAUAAAACUGCUUCCUUGUGAACUAACAGUAUACUUUAGCCAUAAGUGUUUGUGAUGUACAGAAUGUUGUAGGAAUUUACAUGCAGUGGGUAUUCUGAUAGAAGGAGGUAUUCAGCUCUUGAGCAAAUUUAAAUCUGGCUGAAUCCUGAGGCCACUGUGAAUUUGCUGAUGUUCUUCCAACUUAGUUGUGUGAUUUUAAGGUUUUCAAAAUCUAUGGCUCUUUUUCUAUAUAUCUAGUAGAUCACGUGUAGAUAUUCAAUGUGUAUAUAAAGCUGAAUUUCAACCAACUUUAUUACUAAGACCCACCCAUUCUGGGGCAUUCAUCUCUGAUGUUCUUCCUUUUCACGUUUCAGAAGUGUCUGUGCCUGUCCCAGUCCUGAGUUUUCUAGUUUUCCAUUUCCAGACUGCUCUAGCACUACAGUAACUCUUUUAACCAACCGUGAUGCCACGUAACUUACACAGCAGACAAAAAUAGGAAUAACUAACUUGUCCUGGAAGAGAAAGGCCAGUGUGUGUAUCAUCACGGAAAUACUGUGUUCGUGGACUGGAAUAGGAAAUGCUAUGACCAUGCUCCUCCUCGUUGUGUAUCUUAUUGUAUGAGGUUGCUGUGACUGAGAUAAAUACACGCUAAUUUAAAAAAGCAGAUGUUUUGCAUUUGAUUUCUACCAAGAGUUGAAAUGUUGAGAGAUGAUUU
Mesoplodon densirostris (Blainville's beaked whale) is the source of this 4048-nucleotide messenger RNA. RefSeq names its product spermatogenesis associated 2 (gene SPATA2). NCBI's taxonomy places the organism in Eukaryota, Metazoa, Chordata, Mammalia, Artiodactyla, Ziphiidae. Gene Ontology annotation, cellular component: cytoplasm. The record is from RefSeq and is a predicted model, not a curated record. The transcript is spliced from 4 exons. Gene Ontology annotation, biological process: regulation of tumor necrosis factor-mediated signaling pathway; protein linear deubiquitination; regulation of necroptotic process. The coding region runs from base 371 to 1933 and encodes 520 amino acids.